Monopterus albus (swamp eel) is the source of this 1161-nucleotide messenger RNA. RefSeq lists its product as uncharacterized. The coding region runs from base 220 to 921 and encodes 233 amino acids. Lineage: Eukaryota; Metazoa; Chordata; Actinopteri; Synbranchiformes; Synbranchidae. The record is from RefSeq and is a predicted model, not a curated record. The transcript is spliced from 2 exons.
UAUUGUUAUUAUUGUGUAUGUUUGUUUAUCAUUUGCCUAUUGUUUUGUUUAAAUAAAUUCGAGUGAACCACUCAAUGAGAAAACACCACAAUCACGACUGUGAUCAUUUUACCCCCUUAUUCAGGGGCGUAACACUAUUGGCAGUGUCAUCCAUGUUUUGUGAUUUAACAUAAAAUCCUUUGCUUCUAUAGAACUUUUAACUCACCCACAUUGGACCAAAUGGACGGAAACCAAGAUGGAUGGGAUUUAUUGAAACAGCAUAUCCUGGAGAGGCUCCACACACGGAUAACGCAUGUUCUUCAACACACACCACUUGAUAUUGACUACUUGGAAUUUGUAUGUAACCAAGAAACGGUUUUCAUUGAUGCUAUAUCCCAACAUAUUCAGAUGUCACAGGAUAUUACAGACAGGCUCACUGAUUUACGCAACGCUAUCCAGGACCACAUCAACAAUCAUGAACCAUCUGAAGUUGUUGAAGUCGAAAGGCAUACCAAAAAGGGACGGCCUAAUAUAAUAAUACCAACUGACCAACUUGCUCAUCUGCUGGAAAUCGGACUGUCGGUUCCUACUAUUUCAAGGCUGUGGGGAGUAUCUCCUGCCACACUGUUCAGGAGGAUGGCAGAGAACAACUUGUCUGUCCGCGGACUUGACAGUUCAUGUACAGAUGCCGAGCUUGAUGAACUGAUCAUUGGAAUUAAGGACCGGAUGCCGCAUGCAGGCUAUAGAUUAGUGAAAGGGACACUAAAAGCACAAGGAUAUCAUCUUGGAUGGGACAGAGUCAGAGCUUCAAUGCAUCGUGUGGACAGCUUGGGAAUUCUGUCAAGAAUGACUCAGUUGGGAUGUGUUGUCCGCCGAACGUAUUCUGUGCCCUGUCCCAAGUACCUUGUGCAUAUAGACACUAAUCAUAAACUUAUCAGGUAACCAGAGUCUGUAUCAAAUUGAAUGUUAUUGUUCUUGAGUACAAUUAAUAUAAUCAACUUGCACUAGUUGGACACAUAUAUUCACCUUUUAUAGUGAAAUCAAGUAAACACAACAGCUGACAAUUUGAAUGUCAUUAUUAUUUAUUAUUGAAUGUCCUAUCAUUCGACCAACCAUGACAAAAAUCUCGCUUUGAGGAAGCACAGCUGAUCCAUUUGGGACAAGAUGAUCAAUUUCUCCUUC